Molecule: messenger RNA, 450 nt
Organism: Symbiodinium pilosum
Lineage: Eukaryota; Dinophyceae; Suessiales; Symbiodiniaceae
Source: the annotation of a GenBank genome assembly
GAAGGCGGCACCGAAAGUUGCAGAACCAGAGCAGCUAUGCUUCUGCGGACACUGCUUCUUCGUUCGGAGGUCUUGAUGUACGUGUGCGAUUCGGCAGACCGAUUCUACUCAGUGGCCAAGUCCUUGACCCGGGCAAUGGAGUUCGUCGCGCGAAGCUCUUCAACAAUACUGUUCUCACCACUGGUGGCAUGCUAUGGGUGCUUAAUCCAAAAUCAGCGCGCCAGGCGGGUGUUGUCCCAAUGUUUGCCUGCGUCUUUGCAAGAAGAUCCCAUGAUUGAUCCAGUACUGCUUCGUCUUCCCCUGGUUCUUCGCAACGUUUUGGCUGAGGACCAAGAGACCCGACGUGUACUGGCCACAUUCUUGCAGGAUGUGAAGAUGGAGCAAGGUCGAGACUGGCAUGAUAUCUCUCCUCGGAAGCGGGAACCACCGACACGUUUGUGGCCUUUUUGA